Lagopus muta (rock ptarmigan) is the source of this 4563-nucleotide messenger RNA. RefSeq lists its product as uncharacterized. The transcript has 4 exons. NCBI's taxonomy places the organism in Eukaryota, Metazoa, Chordata, Aves, Galliformes, Phasianidae. The coding region runs from base 2864 to 3493 and encodes 209 amino acids. The record is from RefSeq and is a predicted model, not a curated record.
GCAGGCGGAGGUAGGACAAGGGUCAGGAGCAAGGGCAGAAGGGUUUCUUUGUUGCUCAGUGGAAGGAAGGGCUGUGCUUAGCGCAGGCGGAUUUGCCCUGGUGUUUCUUACAAGGACUGAGGGUGGGAUGAGAGGCGCCCUGCAGUGGGCGUGCUUGCCAGUAGGCAAAGGAGAAAUGCAAAUGAUGCCAGUCAGUCUCUGCGCUGUACUGGGGAGCCAGCCUGGGAGCAGAGCGACGUGAGAGCCCCACUGCCUUCUGCCUGUGAGCUGAACGGAAGGAUUCCUGGGCUGAGAUGGAUCUCCAUCUCUGCAGCUCCUGACCUCUUGGAUUUGGUGAUCUGGUGCAGGGAAGCUUUUGGCCAUGAUUUAUCAUCGCCGUAGCUAACCUGCGUGGGAAAAGUGUCAACUUUAGAUCUUGCAUCCAAGCUUUGAACACAGCUUUGACUUGCCAGUGCUUCCCGUUGUCUCCACUUGUCUGGUGCCUCCCUGAAAAGUAUGCCUGGUCUGGAAAUCUGUUCUUAUGUCCUAGCUUUUGUGCAGUAAAGGAGCUUUUGAAACGUUGCUUCUUGCAGCAGUUCAGUGUUUCAGGAGAGAGAAAAACACAGCUGGCAGAGGCUGGAUUUCUGCUGUUAGUGAAGCUGAGCUGAGCUCUAAACUGGCUCUUACACUGGGAACGUGAGCAAAGCCUGCAGGCACAGGGGAUUAGCUUUUCCCUGCGGGCUGAGCACGUCAGAGGCAGGUCAUCGCUGGGAGAGCUCGUGCUUUACAGCAUCAGGCCGUACAGAGAAAGUAAUUCUAAAAGCAAGCUUGCCAGUUCUUUUUGAGCUGAGCGGUUGUUGAGCAAGGAAAGAUUGGAGAUGCUGUUCGCUCAUGGAAGGCGGAGAGGCAAAAAGCAAGGAAAGGGUGUGCUGUGCAUGGCCAGCUCAUCGCACCUGCACCGCUCCCCCUGCUCCAAGGAGGAGCAGCUCAGCGAGCUUGGCCUGGGCCACUGAAGGGAACACAGCAACACCUGGACCAACCCCUCCAUUCCCGCCCCCUCCGCACGCCUCGCCACUUUCCUGCUUUUCAUGCCAGGGUGGGGCGGAGUGGCUUUCAGCUGAGUCCGGUCACGGCGCCGGCGGAACCGCCGUCCCCAGCACUGGGCCGUGUGGGCGACUGGCGGUGGCGCUGGGAUGGAUGGACUGCUCUGCACUGCAGAAGGAAAGCAGCAGCCCAUCCGACUCCGUUUAGACUGCAAUAAAGGACAUAUCUCACCGUAGCUACGAGCCAGUUGAGUCAAAAGGAGCUCAGCACCUCAGCUUCCUGGAGCGUGGCAUCUCGUUUAAAAUAAUGGGGUUUGAAAGCUGAACAGUGUCUAGUCCAACAAGCUUAUUCUCUUAGGCCGUGGUGAAGCUGAGGAAACCAACUCAGGAAUGGGACACGGCAUGUGUUGUGUCAAGCAGGUGAUGCCUUUAUUACAGCCGGGUGCGUGGGAUCGCUCCACCAACACGCACAGCCAGAGAAGCAGGGACUGCAGAUUUAUAGGCGUAGCAUGUACGUAUCCAUCACAUUCCAAGGACAUGGGCAGAAAUUCCAAGAAAUAAUUCACAUCUCUGGUGGUCAUGAGAUGAAGGCUAAUAGUCAUCCUCGCUGUCAAUUUCCAACCUUUUAAGGGGGCCUGCCCAAACCGGCUCCCACUGAUGUUACGUCAUGCUGAGGCAUCCGUUUUGCCAUCUGAUCUUCAACAAGAGGACGUCAAUUCUAAGCCGAUUCCAGAAAUCCCAUCAGAGGGAGCAGAUGUUCCGGCAGACAGAACAAACUGUGAUCUUCAAGGACCCUUGCGGCACAAACCGUUCUAUAGUUCAAUGAUCACUAAGAAACAUCCCAACCCAUGCCAUCCUGUGCCUCUCUGAUCUUCCAGGACCCUUCCAACACAAACCAAUCUACGGUUCUUUGAUCAGCAAGGAACUCCCAACGCUGGCCAUCCCAACCAAGCCAUCCUGUGGUUCUUAAUGAUCUUCCAGGACCCUUCCAACACAAACCGUCCUAUGGUUCUAUGAUCUUCCAGGACUUUCCCAACGCAUCCAUGCUGUGGUUCUUCAUGAUCUCCAAGGACCCUCCUGUGCUGGUGAUGUCACAAUGCCGUGCUGAGCUCACAGAGGCCCCGGGGCGGGGCGGGGGCAGUGGGUCAGCGCUCACCCUGCCGGCCCCAUUCUGCGGGUGUGCAGGUCUGCGAGCAGCUGUGCGAGCGGUGCAGCCAUGCGGGCCCAGUUUGCCAGCGGAAAUUUAACAGCGCUGCAGCGCGUGAAGCUGCUGCAGGAGCUGAUGCAGGUGAGCUCUGGGUGGGCGGGCACAGAAGGGCCGGCGGGACGAGCUGCCGGCUGGAGGGCGCCCUGCCCGUGGCGCGGCAGCAGAGGGCCGGGCACCUCCGGCGGGAUGCAGAGCUGCCGGCAGCGCCUCGGUGCCAGCGCCGCUCCUCUCUCCUCCCACAGGCUCAUGAGCGGGUUGUGGAGAACCACAGCGCUGAGGCCAAGGAACUGCUGAUGAAGGAGUGCCGGAAAGCACGGGAUGAAAGAGGGGCUGCUAGGCGAGAGGAGCUGGAGCAGGUAGGGUGGAGCGGGGGCUCGUCCUCAGAACUCGGCGUCCUCACGGCUCUGGCUGUGAGGAGGACCUCGGUCCCGGUCCCUUGGGUCCGUGGGUCCCAGCACAGCCAUCCCACAUGGCCCAGCUGUUGUCUUGCAGGAGAAGCAGCUCAUCGCCCAGCUGGAAAAGCAGCUGCAGGCUGAGAGCGAGGAGAUUGAGGUAGUGUGGAGGGGCGAGGGGAUCGGGGCUGCCCGCCCCCAGGCUGGGGACCUGGAGGAGGGCUGCAGCGGGCACGGCGCUCAUGCUUUUGUCUGCCAGGUGCUGCGCCAGGAGAAACAGCGCCUGCAAGAGGAGCUGGAGGAGCUGGAGGUGGAGAGUGCCUGGUGAGUGGGACUGGGCCCUGCAGCCCACGCCUGCACCCCGGGGUCUCUGCAGCACCCGGGGCAGCAAUGGGGCUGCAGCGCUGCUGGGCUUGGGGCUCGGGUCCCGUUCGGCACGUGGCGGGACGGAGCAGCCCCAUCCCAGCCCUGGGGUGGGCGCACACUGCUGGGGAGCCCCCGCGGUGACAGAGGCCAGCACCCUCCGACCGAGCCUUGUGCCCUACAGGCAGCAGCAUCAGAUGGAGCUGGAGGCAGCCCCCGUGCCUGGGGCUGUGCUGCCGGAGCUGGUGGAGGCACAGCUGGAGAAGGAGGAGCGGGCGAGGAGACGAGGACUCGCCUUCUGGAUGCAGACGAUCUGCGUCAUCCUGGUCUGCCUCCAGCUGCUCCUCGUUGUUGUGCUGGGCUCUGCAGUGCUGUACGCCCAGCACUUCGACCAGGAGCUCUUCUAUCGGCUCCUGCCUCGAGUGCUGCCCCGGGCAACGUACGCUUCCCUGGCGUACUUUGCGAGCAGCACCCUGCGUGUGGUCUGUGAUGGGCUGCUGCCCAUCUGACCGCCGGGCUCGGUAGCCCCUCCCAGCUCGGGGCUGCGCGGUGGGGCGCGGGGAGAGGGCUCUGUCCCCAUGGAAGGGGCCUCUCCUGUGCUCCUGCCCCCCGGGGCGCACAGGCACAGCUGUGGGGCAGUGCUGACAGGCAGCUGAGUGCCACCCCUUUGGACUUCUCAGUGAGUUUCUACUGUCGUCGUGAGCCGUCGUCGGCUGAACACCACCUCCUGCGACGACCCAGCACACUGGAGGGGUCCGCACCUGACACCAGGACGUGGCUGGAUCUACGAGCGCUUUGCUGCCUGUCCCUCUUUCCCCAUUUUCUGCCUUUUUUGUCAUCUGGUAUUCUUUGGCUCUUUGUCACAGCCAUUGCCUACAGUUGUUACAUCUAACGUUAUUCAUUGCAAUCAGCCCAUUGGCCAAUGUUACCACCAAUUGGUUGUUGCUGGCUGUUAAGAAAGCUCUCAAUAAAUGGUCAUCUAUUAUUCCUCUGAGUUUGGGUGACUCCAUUGCGGUAGCGGCCCUUUGCUGACCAGGGGAGGCACGACUCAGGAGACGGAAAGAGAUUCCGCCCUUCAAACGGCACCGAGUGGGACGAGACGUAGAUGGGAAGAGAAACGGGAUGAGCAGCGCCCCUCUGCACACAGACGUCUGCUGCUGUGUCUGCACAGAUCUCUUCUGCCCAGUGGAGUUUGUCCAUGAAGGCUGCAGCAAAGAAAAAGUGUCUCUGCUGGGGGGCUCUGGAGAGGCAUAGAGAUGGAAGACAGGAGAAAUGAAAACCAAAAGCAGAAGCCCAAGGUCAAAUGGUGCCAAACAGCAUAACCCCAGGAACAAGAGGCUGAACCCCUUUAGCAAAAGCCUGAAGCCAAGGCCCAAAGAUUUCACCCUUUUAACAAGAAGUUGCACCCCAGUGCCAAAUGCUGCACCCCUUUCACCAAAUCCCGCGUUAGCAGGACUGGUGGCUGUGGCUUUAGACCCCUGCCAACAUUUAUGGGCGGAACAGCUUCAGGGAAGGGGACGCCGGGCGGUCAGGGGACGGCGGCGCGGGGGCACCGCCGCCGGCCCCGUCCGUCCUCCGU